GGGAGGCGGGGCGGCGGCGGCGGCCGCCCGUGCCCGGCGUGUGCCAGGAGCCCGCCGGUGCCGCAGGAGGAGCAGGAAGCGCCCGGGCGAAUCCAGCCUCGCUAUCACAUGACUCAGCAGCAGCCGCCGCCGCCGCCGGGCUGAGUUCACCCAGCGCCGCGCCGGGAGGGGGAAACCUGCCGCCGCCGCGAUGAGCCCGCGGCCCCGCGGCCGCCCCUGAGCCCGCCGCCCGCCCGGCUCCUUGCGGCCCGGCGCCCCCAUUGCGGAAGCGCGGCGGGGGCUGCCGGAGCCGCCGCAGCAGCAGCAGCAGCAGCGCUGCCCGCCGGCGCGCCCCGUUCCCCGCCCUGCGCGGCGGGUCCGGCGCCGCCGCCGCCGCCGGCGGUACUAUGCUCACGCGGGUGAAGUCCGCCGUGGCCAAUUUCAUGGGCGGCAUCAUGGCUGGCAGCGCGGGCGCCGACCACGGCAGCGGCGCGGACUUGCCCCUCCGCUUCCCCUACGGGAGACCCGAGUUCCUGGGACUGUCCCCGGACGAGGUGGAGUGCUCCGCCGACCACAUCGCCCGCCCCAUCCUCAUCCUCAGCAAGGAGACCCGGCGCCUGCCCUGGACCACGGGCUACGCGGAGGUAAUAAAUGCAGGGAAGAGCACACACAAUGAAGAUCAAGCCAGCUGUGAAGUCCUCUUUGUCAAGAAGAAAGCUGGAGGCGCUAAUUCUACACCAAACAAGAACUCUUCAACAAAACGGAGGUCGUCGCUGCCCAAUGGAGAAGGUCUCCAGCUGAAAGACAAUUCGGACACAGAUGGGAUUAACCUGUACUACUGGUCCCUCUUUGAUGGACACGCUGGGUCGGGGGCAGCUGUGGUCGCUUCCAAACUGCUGCAGCACCAUAUCCUGGAGCAGCUGCAGGAGAUUGUAGACAUCCUGAAGAACACGGCUGUCCUCCCACCCACCUGCCUGGGAGAGGAGCCCGACAACCCAGCCACCAACAGCAGGAUGCUGACGCGGGCGGCCUCCCUGCGUGGUGGUGUGGGGGCCCCCGGCUCACCCAGCACCCCUCCGACACGCUUCUUCACUGAGAAGAAGAUCCCACAUGAGUGCCUGGUUAUUGGGGCCAUAGAAGGUGCAUUCAAGGAAAUGGAUUUGCAAAUAGAACGAGAGAGGACCGUGUACAAUAUUUCUGGCGGCUGCACAGCCCUUGUGGUGGUGUAUUUAUUGGGGAAGCUUUACGUGGCAAAUGCUGGUGACAGCAGGGCUAUAAUAAUCCGAAAUGGCGAAGUCAUUCCAAUGUCUUCAGAAUUCACUCCAGAGACUGAACGCCAGCGACUUCAGUAUCUGGCUUACAUGCAGCCCCACUUGCUGGGAAAUGAGUUCACACAUUUAGAGUUUCCACGGAGGGUGCAGCGCAAGGAAGUUGGAAAGAGGAUGCUCUACCGUGACUUCAACAUGACUGGCUGGGCAUACAAAACCAUUGAGGAAGAUGACUUGAAGUUUCCCCUUAUAUAUGGAGAAGGCAAGAAGGCUCGGGUUAUGGCAACAAUUGGAGUGACCCGAGGACUGGGAGACCAUGACCUGAAAGUGCACGACUCCAAUAUAUACAUAAAACCUUUCCUGUCCUCAUCUCCUGAGGUGAGAGUUUAUGACCUCCUGCAGUACGAGCAUGGGCCAGAUGAUGUUCUGAUCCUAGCUACCGAUGGACUCUGGGAUGUACUGUUAAACGAAGAAGUGGCAGAAGCUGUCACUAACUUUCUACCAAACUGUGACCCCGAUGAUCCCCACAGGUACACGCUGGCGGCACAGGAUCUGGUGAUGCGAGCCAGGGGAGUGCUGAAGGACCGGGGCUGGCGAAUAUCCAACGACAGGCUGGGCUCUGGAGACGACAUCUCUGUCUACGUCAUCCCUUUAAUACACGGGAACAAACAGUCGUGAAAGUAGCAUCAAGAGUGGUUAUAGGAUGGGGAUCUUUUUGGGAAGGGCCUGUAAGAGACAAUAUGUUUUUGGUGAUCUGACCAGGACACUUCCGAUUAAUGUAAUCUAUUCAAAACUAAUGCUGGAGGGGUAUUUUUCUGCCCAAAAGCUAGGGCUCUGCACAUAUACUGUAUAUGAUUAAAGAUAACCCUUAAGAUUACAGUUCCCUGUAGAAAUGUUUUUGGUGCUUAACAGGAAUGGGAUUUAAAUGCUGCUAGCAUAUUAUGGAUUCUGUCAUCCCUCCAGGUGGGGAAUUAAUUUUUUUUCUCAGUUUACGAUGUAGCUUGGAAGAGCCAUUUCACUUGUGGAAGUAGAAGUGGGUAUCAGAAGCCAAGGAGGCUCCUGAAAUCUACCCCCAAAUAUUCAGAAGGUGACUUGGGUCACAUCUCAUUUGAAAAUACCUAUAUAUACAUAUAUGAGACUCAAGAGUUUUCUUCUUUCAAAAAGUUGCAUUCAUGACUUACUUACGGACAACUUCAAACUUGUGUAAUCCUUCAAAAACCCCCAUUUUCCUCUCCUGUCUCUUUUUCAGUAGACUGUACUCCUGUAUUUUAGUAGGAAAACUGAAAUUGUUUUCAGUGUGAAUAUGCGUGUUUACUGCAGCUAAAACAGCCACCUGCAAAAUUGUCCAGGAGAAAUAGGUCACAGUCCUGUAUGGCAAGAUUUAAUUCUGGUGUGAGGAGUUAUUUGUCAAGAUUCCCUGUUGUGUGUAUACCAUGAUUAUACAGAGCAUGCAAACUCAGCUUUAUGUAAUGUUUACCUGGAGGCCAUGUUUUUUUUGGGAUCAGAGAUUUUCAUUCAUGGAAUGGUUCUGCCUGCUUUAUCCUGUUGAAAGGAUCCCUGACCAUACAGCUUUUGCAUCAGUUGGGAUUCAGUACAUUUAUUUGGGCUCAUGAGUGUAUUUUUAGUUGGAUUCCUACUUGGUGGUAUUGUUCUCGUUAUCAGUUUGGAUACCCAGAUAGUGAUCUAUUUAAAAGUCCUUUCACUUCUUCCUGCCUCACUUGGUGAUCAGAAAGUGACAGCUUAUAACUUUCUGUCUCUUGGUAUUGAGGACUGUAAUCAAGGCUCAAAUAUCACUGUGGUAGAUACAAGCCCUUGGCUAGCUUCAGCAGCUUUUUUCUUAGCAGUGAUGAAUCAAUUUAAAUAAAGAAAAUCUGAGUAAAAUGUUACCAGAGUGAAAGCAAUAGUCCAAGAGGGAAACAAGUGAGCAACUCUGCAGCUUAACCUGGCUGCCUGUUCUUUAAGCAGGCAGCUCUCUUACUUCAUUGGCAGGAGUUGAAGAAAAAACGAAAUCGGAAGGUUCUGGUGUAUAUUGGCUGGGGAGCCAAGUUCAACCUAAUUUGCCCCCAGACCACAUUCUUUUGGAGCUGCUCAUCUGGUUUGUACUUCUUGGAUAGCCAAAAGACAGGGAGCUGACAUAACUGUAGGGCACUGACUAGGCAGCUCACAAAUGUUGUGUCCUUUCCAGAGGAGAAGGAGGAUGCUGUGCCCUUGCAGACUUUCUCCUGAACAGGCGUGGCCUAGAGCUCGCCAGUUUUGUAAUUUAUAAUGUGCUAUGUAAACACGCAGCGUGUGUGCGGUAUAGCUGCCCAGAUGCUUUAUUUGAUUGCAUCCGGAAGUACAUGUGCAACGGUCUCGGUGGAUUUAAACUACCCUUGCUCUAAAUCUCUAGACCCAGUAGGAGUUUCGGGUUGAGAGCAGGCAACGCAGAGUGUGUAACGGCUCAAACAUGCAGCAAACUGCAUGAUUUUAGCCUGAAAACUGUUAGGUGCAUUCCCCAGUGCCUGCAUGUGAUAAAGUUGUGCAGAACAUGGAUGUUUUAUAUUCUAGAGCUUCAGCAUAUAUCAGUGGCAUAUCUGAUUAUGUGUUGUCAUGCUUUAUCUAUUCUUUCCUUAUUUUUUUUUCCCUUCACCUCUUUUUCUGUGUGCAGCUGGGUAAAAAGAGAGGUUUGGAGUCUAGAAUAUUUUUCACAUGGCCCCUCAUAUGUUUUAAAGUUUAAGCAAGAGAUCUUCUCUUGCACUUUUUUUUUUUUUUGGCCUAAUAAACUUGUAAACAUGCUUUUUAUGCUCUGUGUAACUCCUGUUGUCUCUUUGCAAAUGCAGUUGUGUAGUCCUCUAGCUAUUCAGAUCCUCUUUCACAAAGAAACUAAAGCUGGCAAUUCCGGUGGAGUUGUCUGAACAGCAAAGAAGCUGGUGCUUGCUGUUACUAACUACAAGCCUGAGUCAAAUGUUUCAGUGCUUGUGCAUUGUUAGUCUUCAUUAUUUGGUAACAUGGUGUCAACACACAUACCAGUCAUUACAAAAACACCAGUGCAAUGUGGUAGAAAUAAAUUUCCAGUGUAGCAUUUGCCAAAAUUCAAAAGUGAAACUUCAAGGCAAUGGAAAACGCACCUUCUCAUUCAGGGGUGUUUUUAAACAUACCCCUGGAGAGAUGGGUUAGCGAAGUGCAUGACUUGGUGGGAGCAAACUGGCUGGUGACUUCUCAGAGCAAAAUCUCGUGGGCGCUGGUAUGGCUUCGUGAAUCAGCCUCUACUCUGUUUGUUGUUCAUCUGAGGUAUUGCUGUCAGUCAGCCUGCUUCUCUGCAGUGACUGGGCCCGGGUCGAGUUGUGUUAGCUGUCAGCCCCUCUCCUGGAAAGGGCAGAAGUACAGUAUCAACAGUUAAUAUCAAUUAGCAUCAACUAAUAAAUUCUGAGAACUUCAAAGAAUAAUAAAAAGUUUCCUUCUCAGGUGUAUGUGACUGAAAUGAUGCUGUGAUGCUUUUUGUUUUGCUUUUUUACAAAGUAUCUGCUACACAUUUGCAUGCUUGCCUCCCUAGAAUGUCUCUGGUAAAUCUCUGAUAACCUGCAUUAGUACCUGGGCUUUCACUUCUAUCUGCUUUCAGUAGGAGCUUCUUAUGUGCCUGCACUGUGGUCUGUGCUCUGUGCUCUGCUUCAAGGCAUGGUACAAGUACAUAUACACACCAAAGCCUCAUAUAAAUAGGAGGCAGGAGCCAUUUAUUGGGGAGGUAUUGUGUGAGAAGCAAGAAUAAUUAAAAGCAUUUCCAAUUCCCUUUAUAGGUCGAAUUAUUUUGGGAGUCACAGCAUUAGAAACCACUGAUGGCAGGGAGUAUCCAUGGUGCACAAUACUAUUUUUCAGAUAGGCACAGGAUGGAUAUUGCCAUGUGCAGACUUGCAGCUGCUCUAGGGCUCGGUGAAGCUCCUGAGUUAGGAGCAGACAGCUCACCUCCUCAAACUGCACCAAGUUAGGCACCAAGUCCAAAUUUUAGAUCUUUGGCACGUCAUCGUAGUUACUGCCUGAUGCUGGCAGCACUAUGUUUUUUUGCCAGUGAAGUUCCCUUAGUAUCCAAAACUGUUUAAGCCUUAGCAGCAAGGAGCCUCAGUCCUGAGUUAGAUCUGUAUUCAUAUUGCUACUGCACAGUGCUGUGUCCUUGCCUGUCCAUGGGCACUGCCUAGAAAGUCAGGCAAGUUCUUGUCCUUCCUGGACAACAGCAAGGAAAGGAGGUAGUAUGCCAUGGAGUUCAGGUUAGCUGACAGUGCAAUGUAACACCGUCUUCUGGUGCCUAGUCCAGUCCAAUUUCUAGAAACUCAAAACCAAGAAGCUUCUACCAUUCUUCUGUUAAUACUGUUGCAGAAGGUAGUACAGCCAUUUCGGACAUUUUUCUCUUGCGCUACAGCCUAAAACCUUCUUUGUUUAAUUUGAUGAAGAAGGUAGACAUUUCAUUUACACCUUAAGUGGGGCACACAACCAUCUUUUGGUACAUUAAGGUAAUGAUGCUUCCUUUGUGAACACAAAAGUGUAUUGUCUGAGAGGGCUGAUGUUCAGUGGCCUCAUGUGGGGGAGAGAGAGAAUUUUUUUUAAUAAAUUCUAAAAAACAACAGGGCUAACAAGCUAAAGGAAGAGUGGUGAGAGUCUGCUGUUAGCAGUGGAUUUCCAUGUUAAAGUUACUUCCAUGUUAAAAUAUGACAAGAGAGCUACCAUCAAUUCUGUGCAUCCAGGAUAUUUUUGAAGAGCUGCACUUGAUGUUUGGGCAGAUUCUGGCUUUGAACUUUUGCUAGGUUUUUAAAGAACACUACACACUCCAAACAAAUCUGCUGUGUUUCUUCCUGCCUCAGCAUUUUGCUUUUAUUUUACAUUUUAUGUACAGAUACUUUCAACAUUUUUGUAUCAAACAUGAAUUGCAAACUCUGUGGAAUUGUUGUUCCUCCCUGACAUUUUUGGUGUGUAAAUAGUUUUCCUCCGUGUGUCCCAGAUGAAGAUAUAGCAAUGUGGCUACCAUAGAGAGAGAGACCAAACGAUGCUGUAACUGUGCUGCUGUAUUUCUACCUGUGAUGUACUUGAAGGGGGAUGCCCUUGUCCCCUUGUCCACCUCCACUCUCAUUCUUUUUUAUCUCUUUUUUUUUUUUUUUAACCCAUUGCUGCUGGUGUUCUUUCAUAGGUGUCUUAUUUUGGUCUAAGUUUUUCUGGUGGUUUUUGUUUGUUUGUUUUUUUAAAUAACUGCCACCUUUUUCUUUCCUUCAUUGGACAAGUCAUCUUGUUUUGAGAUCUGUACAACUGUCUAGGUUUUUUAUGUCCUGAAGAAUGGAGGACCUGCUGGAGGAAGAUGUUUUGGACCAAUGUACUUCUGCUCUGUGACUGUGAAAUGUUAAUCUUUUUGUAACCUAAGAACAAAAAAUGUUUAGUAAAGGGAUAUAUUUUGUGUUUUUUCAAACUUUUCAGUGCAAUGAACAAAAGAGGAGGAUGCUGAAGAAGUGUAUGCGCAAAGUUUUAAAAUAAAAUUUUAAAUUAUAUAUUA
Aquila chrysaetos chrysaetos is the source of this 6756-nucleotide messenger RNA. RefSeq names its product protein phosphatase, Mg2+/Mn2+ dependent 1H (gene PPM1H). The record is from RefSeq and is a predicted model, not a curated record. Lineage: Eukaryota; Metazoa; Chordata; Aves; Accipitriformes; Accipitridae. Bases 387 to 1925 code for a protein of 512 amino acids. Gene Ontology annotation, molecular function: protein serine/threonine phosphatase activity. The transcript is spliced from 10 exons. Gene Ontology annotation, biological process: protein dephosphorylation.